Molecule: messenger RNA, 1702 nt
Organism: Eleginops maclovinus (Patagonian blennie)
Lineage: Eukaryota; Metazoa; Chordata; Actinopteri; Perciformes; Eleginopidae
Gene: palm1a
Product: paralemmin 1a
Biological process (GO): regulation of cell shape
Cellular component (GO): membrane
Source: RefSeq, a predicted model, not a curated record
CACCCCCCAGUGGGCGGGUCUCUUUUCUCUCUCGGAUGCAGAUCAGUUGAUUCGGGCUGCAGCGGACUGAUCUGCACCCUAAUAUGGAGGUCGGUGAAGCUCCGCAGGACCGACAGCUGCUGCUCGCAGAGAAAAGGAAGUGGCAGACGGAGAUUGAGAAUAAGAAGCGACAGCUGGAGGACGACAGGAGAGCACUGCAGCACCUGAAGUCGAAGGCUCUGAGGGAGCGCUGGCUGCUGGAGGGAGCUUCCGGUCCGGAGCAGGACGACCGGAGGAAACAGCUGGAGCAGGACGAGGAGAAGAGCCGGAGUCUGGAGGAAAACAUAUGCAGGUUGGAAGAGGAGCUGUUUAUUUUGGAAACAGGGGGAGUGUUUGAGACCAUAACACACACUACUGUUUCAUCAGGAUCAGCUAAAGAUGUCGAGGUCAAAGUCCACAGCGUCCCUCAGCAAGACGAGGAUCAGAUCAUUCAAGCCCUUGCAGAGGUCAAAGUUCACAAAAGCCCCCGGAUGAACAAACCGAGGGGGGAGACGGAGGAGAUGAAGAGAGCCAUGUACUCGGUGGAGAUUAAAGUAGAGCGGGACAAAGUGACGGGGGAGACCCGGGUCCUCUCCGCUAACACCACACUUCCUGUUGACCUCUCUCACCACGGGGUCAAAGUGUACGAGGACGAGCGGAAAGUGGUCCACGAGAUGAACGGAGAGGACGGCGUCCAGCUGCUCAGCUUCUCCCAGGUGGAAGAGCUCAUCUUCAAAGCCGACGAGGCCUCGGUGGUCUCUCACACCGGAGACACCGUGACCUCCCUCCCCACCGCGGAGGUCCAGGAUGAGGAGGAAGAGGAAGAGGCGGCCCCGGAGCAGGUGGAGAUCCUGGAGCCGGUGGAGAUCCCAGGGGUGGAGGCGGACCCGGGCGGCAAUGUGAACGUGGAGGAGGCGAGCGCGGAGAACCCGGUCACCAUGGUGUUCAUGGGCUACCAGAGCGUGGAGGACGAGGACCAGACGAAGAAGGUCCUGGGGGUGCAGGGCAGCGUGAAGGCCGAGCUGGUGCUCAUCGAAGACGGGAAAACGUCACCGGGCGAGGCUAACACACCAUCUCCUCCUCCGGCUGCGUCACCCAAACCUGAUACCGCCUCUCCCGACGAAACGCCCGUCUUCACCGACUUGUCCCCCGCCAACAAAGAUCAAGAGGCGGCCGCCGUGACGCCGAGUAACGGGGGGACGCCAGGGGAGACGAGUGAGGUGCAGGAGAUUAAAAAGGAGAAGCAGCCGUGUAAGUGCUGCAGCAUCAUGUGAUCCUGCAGGCGGCGUCCACAGUAUAAUCACCGGGACAAAAACUACAAAAACUAAACUCCACCCACUGCCUCAGCCUAACAACAUGACUUCAUUUCCUCCUGUUUUAUAAAACCUUUCUUUACUUUUUCUAUUUCCUUGAAGCCUUUUUACUUUUGUACUCCUCAUGUUGAUUAGCUUAGCAUUAGCAUUAGCCCUGCAGUCAUGAGACCUGUACGACUAACCUCUUCCUCCUCCUGCUUCUCCUCCUCCUCCUCCUCCUCUCUCUCUCUCUCUCUCUCUCUUUAUAAGCUACAUCAUCUGAAAAAGUGAAUUAAUUUUAGACUUGUAUUUAUUUGAUUUUGUAUGUUUCUCCAGCAGAGUCUCAUGAUUCUGUUUGUCGGAGAGUUUCAGCUUUGCUUUUGGUUUUAUAA